AUGAUAUUUAUAUCAAAUUAUAAAAUAAUAAAAUAUAAUCGUACACGUGAUCAAACAAUGUGUUUAAGACGACAACCAUAUACAAGAAAACAUUGUCAAGAUCAUGGUUGUAUUGAUGAUUAUAAAAAUAAUUUUAUUGAUAAAUCAUGUGCUAAUGAAGAAUUAAUAUUAGAGAAUUGUGAAAAAUAUUGUCAAUAUAAACAUCAAUGUCUCAAUGAAACUGAGCAAAUUAUUUUACUAGUACCAAUUUUAAGAGAACCGCAAUUAAUUGAGAUAUACAUAAAGAAAUUUUCUCGAAAACAACAAUUAUCAAAAUAUAAAAAUGAAUUCGUAAAACUUAUUGCAUUAAAUUUUGCUGCUGUUAGAGAAAAAGCACCUAUCGUACAGGUAUAUGAAGGUUAG
This is a messenger RNA of Rotaria sordida, 402 nucleotides long. NCBI's taxonomy places the organism in Eukaryota, Metazoa, Rotifera, Eurotatoria, Philodinida, Philodinidae. The record is from the annotation of a GenBank genome assembly.